This is a messenger RNA of Microcebus murinus (gray mouse lemur), 1714 nucleotides long. The record is from RefSeq and is a predicted model, not a curated record. NCBI's taxonomy places the organism in Eukaryota, Metazoa, Chordata, Mammalia, Primates, Cheirogaleidae.
CUUAAAAUUUAUUAUAACGCUUUUAAAACUCCCCCCCAAAACAAAGGGAGCUUAAAGGAUCCUUCACUUUUUAAAAAAUGGGACAAAAUCUAGUCCUCUGGUACUGACAAAGAGAAGCUACUGGCAUAUGAAUUGUUAUGAUUGAGAAUAUCUACUUAUUUCAUCAUCAAAAGAGAAUCUGAUGACAUCAUCAUUCACAGAAGACUGAAAUAAUAAACACACAAACUGGAGAGUCAUAGAACCUAAUUAGUAUCUGAUUCAUGAUUUUUCAAGGGCCUCAAAAUGUCCUGCUUAAGAUUCUCUACAUGUCUUCUUAAACUACUAUACCAUAAACGUUAAGAGUCUCCAAUGAAGAAUCUGUUUAAAAUUCCUAUAUGAUUUUAGGAAAACAAAAGGAAAGGAUGAUAUACACAAGAAAAAUAAUUCUAUUGUUAUUGAUUUUAUUUUCUCUAUGGGCAUUGCGUAGUGAGUAUUAUCUCAGAACAAAGGAACUACAGAGGAUGUAUCACUGCUGGUCUCAGAAAAAUAAACCAGAAUUACAGCUGUCAGACUGGUUUCAUCCCAUUGUACACACGAACUUGACUAUUACUGAAUGGUCAGCUCCAGUUGUGUGGGAUGGCACUUACAAUGAGUCAGUCUUGGAAAAUUAUUAUGAAAAUCAUAAAAUUACUGUGGGGCUGACUGUGUUUGCUGUGGGAAGAUAUCUUGAUUUCUAUUUGCAAAGGUUUUUGGCAUCUGCUAAUCAGUUUUUUAUGACUGACCAGAAAGUCAUAAUUUAUGUCAUGGUAGAUAACUACACCAAGAUGCCUUGGAUACCUCUGAAUCCCCUCCGUACAUUCAAAGUUUUUGUAAUUAAGAAAGAGAAAAGAUGGCAAGAUAUCAGUAUGAUGCGUAUGAAGACCAUUGGUGAACACAUUGUCAGUCACAUCCAAUAUGAAGUUGACUUCCUCUUCUGUAUGGACGUGGACCAGAUAUUUACAACAAAAUAUGGAUUAGAGACUCUGGGAGAGUCAGUAGCUCAGUUACAUUCUUAUUGGUAUCGGGCAAUUCCUAUGAUGUUACCUUAUGAGAGAAAUCAGUUAUCAGAAGCUUAUAUACCUAUGGGUAAGGGGGAUUUUUAUUACCAUGCUGCUGUUUUUGGUGGCACUCCCAUUCAGGUUCUCAAUAUUGCCAGAGAAUGCACCCAAGGGAUCUUGAAUGACAAGAAAAAUAACAUUGAAGCAGUGUGGCAUGAUGAAAGCCACUUAAACAAGUAUUUCUUUCUGCAUAAACCCACUAAAAUCUUAUCACCAGAAUAUUGCUGGGAUUUCAGAGUUACAAGGAAUUCUGAUAUCAGAACUGUCAAACUUUCUUGGGAUUUUAAGAGUUAUGAACAUUUCAGAGUGACGGCUUAAUUUUAUAGCUCUUCCUUCACAUUUCUGAAUUUAAGAGCAUUGUUUUGUCUUAUUCUUUAGAAAAUUGUCUUAUUCCUUAAAAUUAGCACUUGACAAAUUUUAGCACUAAAAAAUAACUAACAAAAUGGUAAGCCCACCACACAGCAAACUCAUACUUAUCUUCACAUUCAUUUUGAACCAUAUAACAUGGGAUUCAGUAGUUGCAGAAUGAGUUUGUUGAAAUCAUAUGUAGAUGAGCAUGUUGAGGAAUUGUAUCUGUUAGAUCACAUUGAAUAAAAUAGAUUCUGUCACAAGAAAAUUAAAUCUUAAAUAUUUUAAUA